AUGCAACUGGAGUCAAAUAAUGUACAAGUUGAACCGCCAGUGGCAGUGGCAGGUCCAUCGAGUGUGAACGACUGCGACCAGAACGAUAAUGAGAUCUGGGAGCACUUUGAUAAAAAGUUAAGUGAAAAGACAAGGACCUGUGAUCACCUACACACCAAGUCCAGCGACGACCCUUUUAUCGCCGCCGUCCACACAAUCGCCGCCGACGCUGACACCGACGCCGCCGACGCUGACACCGACGCCGCCGACGCUGACACCGACGCCGCCGACGCUGACACCGACGCCGCCGACGCCGAUGCUGCCGACACCGACACCACCGGUGACUGCUGCCUGUGCAAGGAGAGGCCCUGCAACAUCUUCUACAAAUAA
Messenger RNA from Cydia pomonella (codling moth), 369 nucleotides. RefSeq names its product aspartate and serine-rich protein-like. The transcript is spliced from 2 exons. NCBI's taxonomy places the organism in Eukaryota, Metazoa, Arthropoda, Insecta, Lepidoptera, Tortricidae. Bases 1 to 369 code for a protein of 122 amino acids. The record is from RefSeq and is a predicted model, not a curated record.